AUGUUUUAUGAAGAUAAUUUUUUAAAUGAAGUUAUUUCUCUGUACCAUAGUGAAUUUUAUUCAUUACAUUGGUUUCACUUCUUGGGUUUUCCAUUCCGUCUUUCUUUUUCUUCUUUUCUUUCUUUCUACUUUACCGGUAACGUUGCUUUCUUUCCAUCUGAGUUUUCUUUCUUUCUUUCUUUUCUUCAUUCUGCUUUGCCUUUUCUCUUUUCUUUUCUCUUUUUCUUUCUUUCUUUUCUUCAUUCUGCUUUGCCUUUUCUCUUUCCUUUCUCUGUAUUCCUAUUGAAUGUUAUUCUUUACCUUAGUUUCAUUCCUCUGAGUUUUCUUUCUUUUUUUCUUUUUUUCAUUUUGCUUUGCCUUUUCUUUCUUUCUUUCUUUUCUUCAUUCUGCUUUGCCUUUUCUCUUUCCUUUCUCUUUUUCUUUCUUUCUUUUCUUCAUUCUGCUUUCUUUUUUCUCUUUCCUUUCUCUGUAUUCUGCUUUAGUUUCAUUCCCUCUGAGUUUUUUUUCUUUCUUUUUCUUUUUCAUUUUUUUCUGCCUUUUUCUUUUUUUUUUCUUUUCUUCAUUCUCUUUUCUCUUUCCUUUCUCUUUUUUUUUUUUUUUUUUUUUUUCAUUUUGCUUUUGCCUUUUCUUUCUUUCUUUUUUUUUUUUCAUUCUGCUUUGCCUUUUUCUUUCCUUUCUCUUUUCAUUCCUCUGAGUUUUCUUUCUUUUUUUUUUUUUUUUCAUUUUGCUUUUUUUUUUCUUUCUUUCUUUUCUUCAUUCUGCUUUUGCUUUUUUUCUCUUUCCUUUUCUGUAUUCCUAUUGAAUGUUAUUCUUUACCUUAGUUUCAUUCCUCUGAUUUUCUUUCUUUCUUUCUUUUUUUCAUUUUGCUUUGCCUUUUCUUUCUUUCUUUCUUUUCUUCAUUCUGCUUUGCCUUUUCUCUUUCCUUUCUCUGUAUUCCUAUUGAAUGUUAUUCUUUACCUUAGUUUCAUUCCUCUGAGUUUUCUUUCUUUCUUUUCUUCAUUCUGCUUUGCCUUUUCUUUCUUUCUUUCUUUUCUUCAUUCUGCUUUUUUCUUUCUUUCUGUAUUCCUAUUGAAUGUUAUUCUUUUGUUUCAUUUUGAGUUUUCUUUCUUUCUUUUCUUCAUUCUGCUUUGCCUUUUCUUUCUUUCUUUCUUUUCUUCAUUCUGCUUUGCCUUUUCUCUUUCCUUUUUCUGUAUUCCUAUUGAAUGUUAUUCUUUCUUUUCAUUCCUUGAGUUUUCUUUCAUUCCUCUCAUUCUGCUUUUUUUUCUUUUCUUUCUUUUUUCUUCUGCUUUGCCUUUUCUCUUUCCUUUUUCUGUAUUCCUAUUGAAUGUUAUUCUUUACCUUAGUUUCAUUCCUCUGAGUUUUUUUUCUUUCUUUUCUUUUUCUUCAUUCUUUUUCUUUUCUUUUUUUUUUCUUUUCUUCAUUCUGCUUUGCCUUUUUCUCUUUCCUUUCUCUGUAUUCCUAUUGAAUGUUAUUCUUUACCUUAGUUUCAUUCCUCUGAGUUUUCUUUUUUUUUUCUUUUCUUCAUUCUUGCUUUCUUUUUUUCCUUUUUUUUUUUCUCUUUCCUUUUCUCUUCCUUUUCUGUAUUUGAAUGUUAUUCUUUACCUUAGUUUCAUUCCUCUGAGUUUUCUUUCUUUCUUUUCUUCAUUCUUUUCUUUUCUCUUUCCUUUCAUUCCUUGA
Messenger RNA from Acanthosepion pharaonis, 1677 nucleotides. Lineage: Eukaryota; Metazoa; Mollusca; Cephalopoda; Sepiida; Sepiidae. The record is from the annotation of a GenBank genome assembly.